AUGAAUGAUCCUGGAACGGCGAAUGAUCUAGAACUAGCAUCACCUGUUCGCGAUCUGGAGUACAAGUGGAAGCUCAUUCCACUCUAUCUCCAAGCACAGCCGCUCAUUCGUCACCACAUUGCCUCAUUUAACUACUUCGUCGACACGGAGCUCAAAAAGAUCGUUAAAUGGAACGGCUACGUAACCAGUGAAGCUUCAUCACAAUGGUUUCUCAAGUACCUGGAUAUACGGGUCGGUACGCCCAGCGUCUAUGAGCACGUUGACGUGCAGCGACCGCUGACACCGCACCAGUGUCGCGUCAGCGACCUCACCUACGCUGCGCCAAUCUUCGUCGAUAUUGAGCACUAUCACUGCGGUCGGCGCGAAACGGUAUCGAACUUGUUCAUAGGUUACUUACCGAUCAUGCUGCGCUCUUCGCGUUGCUGCCUCCUGCAGGCUCGCAGCGACACCGAGCUUGCGGAGCGCUUCCGUGAGUGCCCGCUCGACCCCGGCGGCUACUUCAUUGUGCGUGGCGCAGAACGUGUCAUCGUCAUCCAGGAGCAACUCUGUAAGAAUCGCAUGUUGAUUGAGCUCGAUUCGCGCGGCGACCUGUGUGCGACGGUGACGAGUUCCACUGCGGAGCGCAAGUCACGCACUGCGGUUGUUUACCGGGGUGAGCGUCUCUUUCUGCGGCAUAACACCUUGACGGAGGAUAUUCCGAUCGUGGUGAUCUUCCGCGCCAUGGGCAUACGGAGUGCAGCAGAGCAGGUUGCGCUCAUCAGUUGGGAUGCAUCGCUGUUGGAGCCGUCGCUAGAGCACGCCGAAAGACUCGGCGUGCACUCGGCAAGCGAUGCCCUGCGCUACAUAGGGCAGCGCCUGCGUUCGUUGAGCCGCCUGUAUGCGUGGCGAAGUGCGGAGAUAGCUACCGAGCAACGCCAACGACGGAAACCGAGCCUAGAAGAGGAAGCUCGUGCGCUACUUCGGACCCUCGUGCUCCCGCACAUCCCCUGUGACGGCAUCGAUUUUAGCGACAAGUGUCUAUAUCUCGCACUGAUGAUUCGAGGUGUCCUGGCGGCCAAGGCGAAUCCAGAGAGCCUCGAUGACAAGGACUAUUAUGGGAACAAACGGCUAGAGCUUGCGGGUCCCUUGUUGGCGUUGCUCUUCGAGGACCUGUUCAAGAAGCUGAAUGCGGAUAUCCGCCGGCACGCGGAUCAGGUGCUCGCGAAGCCCAGUCGAACGCAGGACUUUGACGUGACGCGCUGUAUACGCAGCGAAACCAUUAGCCACGGAUUUGAACACGCCCUCAGCUCGGGAAACUGGGCGCUGAAACGGUUCCGUAUGGAGCGGCAAGGCGUCACGCAGGUGCUCAGUCGACUCAGCUACGUCGCUGUCAUCGGGAUGAUGAGCAGAAUCACCUCGCAGUUCGAGAAGACGCGCAAAAUUAGCGGACCACGGGCUUUACAACCUAGCCAAUGGGGUAUGGUCUGCCCGUGUGAUACCCCCGAGGGUGAAUCCUGCGGCCUCGUCAAGAAUCUGGCGUUGCUGGCCGACGUUACCACCGAGGAAGAGGAUACGGCGGUGCGUCGCCUGGUGUACGACCUGGGUACGCAGGAUAUCCGAGCCCUCGCCGAUUACGACUUGGCAAGUAGCGAAAGCUGGCGCUCCGCGUCUGGUGACGGCCUCCGACCUGCCGGGGCGCCCGAUGCCGAUGAACGGCCGGCUUUGGUGUUUGUGAAUGGUCUUCUGCUGGGUAUGCACCUGCAUCCCAGCGCGCUCACUGAACAGUUACGAGCGCAUCGCCAGCGCGGGGCCCUGGGUGCUUUUCUUUCCAUAUGGGAAAGCUCAACGCGGGCAUGGCGAGCUGUGCACGUCGCCACGGAUGCUGGACGCGUUUGUCGACCGCUUCUCGUCGUAGAUCGUGAACGGGGGACGCUGCGACUCCAGCGUCGCCACCUGGAGGACCUGGAACUCGGGCUCUUGCGUUGGGAAGACCUCCUCCAGCAAGGUAUUGUAGAAUAUCUGGAUCCGAAUGAAGAGAACGACGCGCUGAUCGCUCUCGAUAUUGCGCAGUUACAACAGGACGAUCGACAGCAGGAACAAGAGCAGCGUUUAACGCAAAAAACGAAUCGUUAUACGCACUUGGAAAUAUCGCCAGAGAGCAUUCUAGGUGCUUGUGCGGGUCUGAUUCCGUUCGCAAACCAUAACCAGUCACCUCGCAACACCUAUCAGUGUGCCAUGAGCAAACAGGCUAUCGGUGCAAUGGCCUAUAAUCAGCAUCUACGAACGGAUGCACUGCUUUAUCUGCUGAACUAUCCCCAGCGACCCCUGGUCCAGACACGAGCAGUAGAGUUUACGCACUAUCAUCGACUACCCGGUGGACAGAACGCUGUCGUGGCAGUCAUGUCGUACAGCGGAUACGACAUCGAGGAUGCCCUGGUCGUGAACAGGGCCAGUGUGGAUCGCGGCCUGGGGCGUUGCACGGUGCUGCGCAAGUACCCCGUGAGCCUGCGCGUCUACCCAAACGGCACUCGUGACACCAUUGAACCGGCAAUGACAACGACAACGACGACGACAACACCGACCGUGGCCUACACAACUGCCACCGAGGGUGCCCCGGGCACCACUGCCUCCAUAUCUGUGACGGGGGUGCGUUCGACGUCCGGCCAGGAACCCGAGCUCGCCGCCGAACGCAGACGACGCUAUCUAGAGCAAGCACUCGAUAGCGACGGUAUCGUUGCUCCGGGUAUGCCGCUGCCGCCGGGGGCAAUCCUGGUCAACAAGGUGAUGCCGACCGAGACGCUGCACCAGCCGUUGCUGCGUUCCGGACCAGAGUCGCAGGCAGGUCAUUCCACAGCGCUCACUGCUGGUGCUGCUGCUGGUGCUGCUGCUGCUGCUGCUGCUGGCACUACAGGAACCCAACGAGAUGCCGCUGGCUCUCUCGCCUCUAGUUGGCAACGCUCGCUUCGACGACCGGCACCGGCGGUUUAUCGAGCGCCGGGCGGUGCCGGUGUCGUUGAUCAGGUGCUCGUCACACAGGAUCAGAAUGACCUGCGCCUCAUCAAAGUCAUGGUGCGGCAAACGCGUCGAGUCGUUGAGGGUGACAAGUACGCUUCUCGUUUCGGUCAAAAGGGCGUCGUUGGACUGAUUCCCCCUGAAACCGACUUGCCAUGGCACGGCAACAGCGGCAUACGCCCAGACAUUGUGUUCAAUCCGCACGGUAUGCCGUCGCGGAUGACAGUUGGCAAGGUGUUCGAGUUGAUCGCGGGCAAAGCGGCAGCUCUUGACGGGUGUUUGCGCGACGCAACCGCUUUUGUGGAACGCACCGGACUCGAUAGCACCGAGGCUUGCGCCGAAGUGCUCCUUCGUUCGGGCUACUCUUACGCCGGCCGCGACCUGCUGUAUUCCGGCAUCACCGGGGAGCCGCUCGCUGCGCACGUCUUUUUUGGACCGAUCUACUAUCAACGCCUGAAACAUAUGGCAGUGGAUAAGUGCUUCGGGCGGGCACGAGGGCCUCGUGCGGUGCUCACGCGCCAGCCCACGGAGGGUCGCAGUCGCGACGGCGGUCUCCGACUCGGUGAAAUGGAACGCGACUCGCUGUUGGGUCACGGGGCGAGUUUGUUAGUGCUCGAGCGUCUCAUGUACAGUUCGGACGCCUUUACGGCUUUUGUGUGUGAGUCGUGCGGGUAUCUGGGCGCCAGAGACUGGUGUCAGGUUUGCCGUCGAGGGGAUGCGAUGCAGCGAGUCCUGUUACCGUAUGCCUGCAAACUUUUGUUCCAGGAGUUACAAGCGAUGAACAUUGUAACCAAGCUGCGACUUGGAGAGGCUGCUUGA
Messenger RNA from Cyanidioschyzon merolae strain 10D, 3810 nucleotides. Its product is annotated as RNA polymerase III second largest subunit. The transcript has a single exon. Gene Ontology annotation, molecular function: DNA-directed RNA polymerase activity; DNA binding; ribonucleoside binding. Bases 1 to 3810 code for a protein of 1269 amino acids. Gene Ontology annotation, biological process: DNA-templated transcription. The record is from RefSeq and is a predicted model, not a curated record. Lineage: Eukaryota; Rhodophyta; Bangiophyceae; Cyanidiales; Cyanidiaceae. Gene Ontology annotation, cellular component: RNA polymerase III complex.